CCCCGCCGCUGCCGGCCCAGCGCGCAGGCGCGGCGGCGCCGCUGCCGGGGCUCUGUCCGCCGCCGUGGCCCGGCGGGCUGCGGCGGGGGCCGGCGGCGGCAGCAGCAUGCGGCAGUCCCUGACUCAGCAGCGCCCGGGCGGCGUAGCCCUGCCCGACUCUGUCGGGUCGUUCAAUAGAAGAAAAAGAAAUUCCCUCUACGUAACUGUGACUCUCCUCAUUGUGUCAGUAUUAAUUCUAACGGUGGGCCUAGCUGCUACAACAAGAACCCAAAAUGUGACUGUUGGAGGUUAUUACCCAGGGGUUAUUCUUGGUUUUGGGUCAUUUCUUGGAAUAAUUGGAUCAAACUUGAUAGAAAACAAAAGGCAAAUGCUGGUUGCAUCGAUCGUCUUCAUCAGCUUUGGCGUCAUUGCUGCGUUCUGCUGUGCCAUAGUAGACGGUGUCUUUGCUGCCAGACACAUAGAUCUGAGGCCACUGUAUGCGGGGCGAUGUCAGUACUACUCCAAGAGUACGACCCCACCGGAGGCAAUCUGUCACCCACAGCGCCGUGCACCCUGCACGCCGAAAAUAAAAACCAACACCUGCUUCUGCUGUGACCUGUACAACUGUGGAAACAGAGUAGAGAUUUCUGGAGGCUACUACGAAUACAUUGAUGUCAGCAGCUGCCAGGACAUCAUUCACCUUUACCACUUGCUGUGGUCAGCAACAAUUCUGAACAUAGUGGGGCUAUUCCUAGGGAUCAUUACAGCAGCGAUACUUGGAGGCUUUAAAGACAUGACUCCUUCCCUCCCUACUCUGAACUGUACGGUUGAAAAUGCGCACCCUUCGGUGUCCUACUACUCGAGGCCACAAGUGGCGUCUUACAACACCUAUUACCACAGCACUCCUCACCUGCCUCCCUACUCUGCGUAUGACUUUCAGCAUUCCAGCGUGUUUCCAGCCUCCACUCCUUCUGGCCUCUCUGAUGAUCCCCAGACAAUGUCACCAUCUCCCAGCUAUAUGUGGUCCUCAAACGCACCGCCUCGUUACUCGCCACCGUAUUUUCCACCUUUUGAAAAGCCACCACCUUAUACACCGUAAAGAAUGUGGGAAAGAAAAAAAAAUUGCCAUUGAAAUAAUUGCGAACAUUUUGUAUUUAUAUUUUACUGUGGGAGGGAGCAGGAGGAUAGGUACAGAAGAUAAUUGCAAAUACAAGUGUUAGGUUGGACUGUGCUUUCUUGCGAGACUUAUUUCAGAGGUUUAACAACAGACUAUGAGGAAGGGGACGUACUGCUGAUGUUUUGCAGUGUCGGGGAGUAGUGGGUGGCCUAAAUUCCAGCCUCCUUGUUUUACCACGAGGUUCCUCUAGUCCUUGGUUUUUAAUAAAGCGAUACAACACAGA
Phalacrocorax carbo (great cormorant) is the source of this 1379-nucleotide messenger RNA. Lineage: Eukaryota; Metazoa; Chordata; Aves; Suliformes; Phalacrocoracidae. The record is from RefSeq and is a predicted model, not a curated record.